Molecule: messenger RNA, 2137 nt
Organism: Larimichthys crocea (large yellow croaker)
Lineage: Eukaryota; Metazoa; Chordata; Actinopteri; Sciaenidae
Gene: cyb5b
Product: cytochrome b5 type B
Exons: 5
Coding region: 288-767 (159 amino acids)
Cellular component (GO): intracellular membrane-bounded organelle; membrane
Molecular function (GO): heme binding
Source: RefSeq, a predicted model, not a curated record
CUUGACAGUGAAGCGACGAGCACGUCAUUGGUCUGUCUCACAUGUCGGCUGAUGUGCCGGGUUAGGGUGUUUUUUGAUUCCGUAACCCAGCAUUGUUUAGCGUUUGUGUGUGUGUGUGUGGUGAUAUUGUUUUCUGUGCUGGGCCGUUUCUACGGUGACAUCUGGAGCGAUACUAACGUAUCCAAACAGGCUGGAAACGGAUCGAGACGUCGCUUUUACAUCCACGGCUGCCUCACAGAAGCUAACGUUAGCUAGCCGCUCAGUCGAUUUAAGUUAUCGACGCCAGGAUGGGUGAAGAAACCGACAAGAAGCUCAUCGACACAGGCAGUGAACCUGCCAACACCAACAAUGUCGAGGGAAACGGCGAAACGGUGGACUGCGGUGUCAAAUAUUACACACUAGAAGAAAUAAGAGUACAUAACAUGAGCAACGAUGUAUGGAUCAUCAUCAACGAUAAAGUGUACGACAUCACAAGUUUCCUUGAAGAGCAUCCGGGUGGUGAGGAGGUUUUGCUGGAACAGGCGGGUGGAGAUGCCACAGAGAGCUUUGAGGAUGUAGGCCAUUCCACAGAUGCCAGGGAGAUGCUCCAGCAGUACUAUAUUGGAGAGCUUAACAUGGAUGACAGGACAAAGCAGCCGACAAAGGAGGUACAUGACACAAAUCCAGGAGAGUCCAGCUCCUGGACCAUGUGGUUAAUACCUGCUAUUACAGCAGUUGUCGUUGGUAUCAUGUAUCGCUACUACAUGUUUGAACACAAGUCCUCUUGAGUGCUGGCAUCCUCUUUUUCAUCUCAUUUCUUUUCAUCUGGAGGCCUUGAAUUGUUUGACCAAAACCUCCUCACAGAACGCACAUAAUUAGGAGUGUGUGCGUCGUCUGCAGCAAGAAAAAAAGGGGGAACAGUUUGAUCAAUUUCUUUUGUCCUUGUCCGUCUACAUAGAGUGCACCAAAUAGACAGUUGGGCAGAGACUUUGUUAAAUUGUCUGCCUUCAGCUUCUUUGUAUUUCACUGUCACUAUGCUUGUUGUCAUCUAUGUUAAAUGUUGUCUUUAACUUUCAUAUGCAUUUGGCCCAGUUUGUAUGCUCAUUAACCAUUUGCCUGCUUGGAGGAAGGUUUUGUUAACACCAUGUAACACAGCAUCAUUACAUGGAAACACUGAAGGAGAUAUUGGUAUGCAGAAUAUGAAAUCAGGGUAAUAGUUAACAGUGACCAAUCAACUGUUAUACACUGAAUUAUGGUUAUAGUUUUAUGAUAGCUGCCUGACUCUAAUUAAGAAUUUUGAGCUUAUUCCUUUCACUCCUGACUGCACAGUUCUGCUGCUUGAUUGCAUUUAUCUCUUGGUUGUAAAUGCACAUUUAAAGUUAUGUAAUUGCAGUGUCAAAUCUUGUGUCUCAAUUUUUGAAAAUGGUGGUAAAUUAUAUUGUAUCAGUGAUUUAUUUAAGGUGGAAUAUGUUUUGACUUCUUUUUCUACAAUCCUGUUGUCAGGAAUUUAUGUAAAUGUUCAAAAUACCAGAACCAUAUAUGAAGUAAUAUACAUGUAUGUACCAUUGUAAUCAUACAAUAUUUUAUUACCCAUAUAUAAGAACUGACAGUGAAGUAUUUGUUAUUUGAUUGUUUGGUUUUUAAAUUUCCUCACUAUGCCAUUUGUUACUUAACAUUCUCACAUCUUUGUUUCUUUGUGAUGCAUCUUGAAUCCAUGUUUUGGAUGAAUGGUAUGAAUGGUCAUUGGAGGGUUUGAAUUCAGUCAGUUGUCAUUGGAGCUGUAGAUGGGUGUCUUUCAGGCCACAGUCUAUUUCAGCUAUUUUCUGGAUUCUCCUGCUGUUCAGACUUUGUACUGUUUUUGUUUAGGCAGACUUUGCAUAGUAUUUCUUAAAUAACUCCUUUUAUUGAAUAUUCUGAAAAGACAUACAUAUUACUAUCGCAAAAAGCAUUUUCCACCCGUUCACUUUACCACCAGUCAAUUUCAAUUCAAGUUCCGAAUUUCUGAAUAUAACCUGAUGCUAUUUUUACAUGUAGCUGCAAUAUUUACUUGUAGUUGGUUGACCUGAAAGACAAAUAUUUGCCUUCUCUUUGCAUUUCAACUGCCAUUUCAUGUCAUAAAAAGUCUAUUGGAAUAAAAUUAGUCUUUCAAAAAGUGAAA